Molecule: messenger RNA, 1887 nt
Organism: Athalia rosae (coleseed sawfly)
Lineage: Eukaryota; Metazoa; Arthropoda; Insecta; Hymenoptera; Athaliidae
Product: insulin-like growth factor I
Exons: 2
Coding region: 608-1030 (140 amino acids)
Cellular component (GO): extracellular region
Molecular function (GO): hormone activity
Source: RefSeq, a predicted model, not a curated record
UAGUGUAAUAAACUGCAAGCUACAGUUACUGUUCCCGUUGUUGUUGCCUCUGGUGCUAACAAUUCUACUACUUUGGCACCGACAUAACGCUGACACUGUACCCGCCAAUCGCAUAAUCGCGAUCCAUUUAACGCCAAUGCGUUAUUACGCGGCUCCCACACGCGUAGCAAGAUUUUCCCCACCACAGAAGAACGUUAACUUGACCGAAGAGCGCGCGGUUAAGCAAAGCGCAGAGGAAGAACCGAGAGGGUCUUCGAGGCGACUUGGAGUCGCGGUGAUCCCGGUGCUGGAGGCGGUUAAGAAGUUGGAGUGUCGCGGGUGACGAUAAUAUUUGUCCCAAAAACAAUUACACACCUCGCCACAGUGACGAACGCGAAAAAUAUUACCUGUAAAAAGGAAAAUAGAAAGAAAAAAACAACUUUGAGUAACGGAUCGUUAUAAUAUACGAUACAUAGAUUGAAAUUCUUGUGCGUGUUCCUUCGUGUACUCGUUAUUGUUUUCGAGAACCCUCCUUCGCCGCAGGGGGUGUUGGCCAGGAACGUAUACCGAGGACUAAAUCAUCCCCUCCAUUGACUGCUAGUCGAGCUAUAAAAAGCCUUUGACGUUUAUGAUAUCCCUGAGGACGACGAUGACACCCACAGAAAGAAGAAGCCACACGGCUUGCACGGCUCUAGUGGCGACUGUUGUAAUUCUUCAGGUGAUACUCAUGCAGAGUAAGUGGGUCGAAGCCAUGCCCUACCAUCAAAGGACAUUGAGACUCUGCUCUCGGAGUCUCAGCGACGCGUUGUUCCUCGUUUGUAAAGAUCGAGGAUUCAACGAACCCUUUUCAUAUUCCGGUGAAGUGAACGACGAGGAAGAAAGACGACCUGCUUCGACGACAGGACCUAGAAGAGGACUUGUUCAGGAAUGCUGUCAUCGGUCGUGUAGCAUUGAACAUCUUGAGAGGUACUGCAAACCAUUGCCGCAACCUACUCAAAGGGACGAUACUGCAACGCGAGGAAACGCAAUUGGGUAUCAAGAGAAACGGUGAUUCCAAAAGUGCCAGCCUUUCAAGUCGGCACAACGUCCCCCGAACCGAUCGGCUCGAUCGUCAUUUUCCCGUUGAAAUCCGAGCUUAGCCUCGAGCAUGUUGAUGGCGCAAUGCAGGGCCACGAAAAGGACCUUCGCCGACCUUCGCGAUGACCUUGUACGUGUACAGAGGACGUAGCGUACAAAAGUAUGCGGUGGCAGAAACGUAAAGCGCGAAGUAGCCCGCUGGUUAUUCAGACGGUCCGGAUUUGAGAAAUGGUGCAGUUCAUAAAGGAAGAAAUAUCAUACAAGUGUGUCCGAAUACCGCACAUUAUACUAUGCAUAUGAUGCAGCGAACGGCGCGUGUAGCCAUAAAAUAAGUUCAAUAUAUUCUAAAAGACAUCGCGCGCGACAUAAUGUGCAACUGCGGUACAACUGCAGCCUCCCAUUUAAUUCUAAUCAACUGAUGAUCUCAUUAAAUUAUUUUACCUAGGUUAAUUAAUUAUAACGUAAUUAUAACAGUUAUACAAUUCAUUGUAUACCGUAUACCGUAUAAUUCUAAUAACUUUAAUAGAGUAAUUUCAAUUUACCAAUAUUAUUUCCAUAUGAUGUAUCUAUAAACAACUAGUACCUAUAUUAUUAUAUACAAUUUAGAGACGUAUUCUUAAGAAACAAUUCAUAGACAAUUGGUACAUCAGGAGCCUGACUAUGCACGCAUCAUUAUUAUAAUGUACGCAAAACGUGUACCUACCUUUUAUACAUUAAUAUAAUAUACCUGAAUUGUACAAGUACUAUUAUUAAGUCGGACCCCCAAACGCUGAUAAAAAUUUUUGAUAACACAAACUUUUGCCAAUAAUAAAUCUCUGUGUUCAUACGUAA